AUGACAUUACGAAGCUACAGUCAAAAAGCUAAAAUAGCUUUAUACAUUAUAAAGAGGACUCAAACCAAGCAGUCAGCCCAGCAGCAAUUCCGAGUCUUUACGUCAUUCUUUGAACAUAUAAACCAGAAGUUACCAGAGCCUCCUCCUUUAACCAAAAACCUAUUUGCUCAGCUGGCUGAAAACAUUGCCAGCAGCCUAGGCAUUUCCUCAUGUUAUGUUUGGUUUCUUCAGACAUUGCAGGGCGGGAAGGAAUGUGGGGUUGGGGCCACAUCAGCUAGAUUGCGGCCUACCACUGGGGAACACGUCCUGUCGGCCACCGCGCAACUCCCAUUGGUCGACGAGAAAGAUGACAGACAAAGGAGGCGUGGCCAGGCAGCAGCGCGUCCAGGUGGGUGUGAGGCAUCACAAGGAAAGCUGAGCAGGCAAUUGCUGCCCCGCCCACUCUGGGAAGAGGGGCGGGGCCGCCGGCUCCAGGGACAAUGGGGUGGGGCGGGCUUUCCCUGGGUGGGCGCAGCGGCUUCCUGGGCCCCCCUCACGCUCUGGGUCAGAGUUCCUUUACAGGCGGACCUGAGAGGCAACUCACCGACUCCUGCCCUGGACCCUCCUGCGCCACUGAACCCCCUGACCUGGGAGCCUCGGAACCUAGGGCUCAGGAGCCCCGCCACCCUCAAGCCACACCCCAUUGAUCAUUUGCUGAAGAUUUUAGUACCUGGCUCUGGCCUGCUUUCCACCGUCAACACUCACAUCAAGGCACCUGGAUCUCUUCUCCGCCGGCAAUCCUGCCUUCCGCCUUCAGACUUUAAAGCCGGAAAAUGUACUGACCUUGGGAAUAGCAAGAGAAAGUACUUCCUUUCCCUCUCCCGACACCAAGUGAUCCCAUCCCUGUGUUUAGGCCUAGUUCAACCUUCUAAGCUGUGCGUCGCUUCCAUGCUUUGGAGCAUUUUACAUAUAUCUACCCACUUCAUCCUCAUGACAAUACCAUUAAGUAUGCACGAUCGUCAACUCCAUUCUACAAAUGAAGAAACCGGCACAGUGAAGACCAAGGAAUGAUCACAUGAGAACACAGCAAGAAGGCAUCCACCUGCACUCCAGGAAGAGAGCCCUCACCUGCAACUGAAUUGGCUGACCCCUUGAUCUUGGACUUCCAGCCUCCAGAACUAAACUGAAGCAUGAGUACACAGAGGAAACUGCACUUGUCAUGCUCCCCAAAAAGAAGAGUUCAUAAAGUCAACAUAUU
This is a messenger RNA of Pan troglodytes (chimpanzee), 1237 nucleotides long. RefSeq lists its product as uncharacterized. Lineage: Eukaryota; Metazoa; Chordata; Mammalia; Primates; Hominidae. The record is from RefSeq and is a predicted model, not a curated record. The coding region runs from base 1 to 1050 and encodes 349 amino acids. The transcript has 7 exons.